GUGACGCCGGACAUAAAAUAUUUGACAGCCUUCAAGAAAUCAUCGUAAACACAUCAGGACUUGCAUGCAGAAAGUGUAGCUACUUUUUCAAGACUAAUUAAAGAGCCGGAAUAUCAUAAGAAGUCGGACACAAUGUCGACCAGAGAUGCAGACUUUCCGUUCGGUUUGGACAAAAAGGCAUUGGAGGAGCACCAAAAACAGCGGAGAAGGGCACUUCAAGCCCGCCACAGAGCCACUUUAGCUAGUCUUUUCGACUCGCUAAAAAUGGUGGUUUGUCCCAGCACCAAGAAGAAUCCUGCCAAGUGGAAGAUCCUGGACCACGCCAAGGGCUACCUGAAGGAGAAGGAGAGCUGCCUCAACUACCUACUCUCUCUCAAGCGCUCUUACCUGGAGACGGACGAGGAGCCCAGCACUCUGGAGGAGGUCAGGGAGCAGUUCCGCAGGCUGUGCUCCAAGUGCAUCCUGGAACCCUCCAGCAGGCGUGGCCGGUACCGUACGCCGGUGGUGCGUGACUCGGAGGAGGCGUUGGAGGAGAGUGGCAGUGACAUCUCCCCCGACGAGCCCAUGGACGACACGCCCUACUCCCAGUCCUCCGACCUCUCCGCCUCCAACAUCAAGGAGUUCGAAGGGUACCUGUACUUCUACCGGCAGACGCUGGAGCUGCUGGUGCGCGGCGGCGUCCUGUCCCCAGAGCAGACGGGCCUGGCCGUGGUGUCGGAGGCCAUCUCCGGCCUCUGGACCAACCUGCCCGCCCAGCACCGCGCCACCUUCCAGCAGUGCACCCUGGGAGCCAGCCCCUACUCCUGGAUGGGCUCCUUCGGAGAGGAGGAGGAGGAGGAGGAAGAAGAGGAGGAGGAGGAGGAGGAGGAUGACGAGGAGGGAGGAAGGCAGAUGAUGCCGCAGCCACAGCAGUGUGGAGGAGAAAGAGGAGGAGAGGGAUCACAGGGGUCGUACCCUUUUACUAGCCAGGAGGAUGUGGAAGAGGGGGUGGAGGGAGAUGGGGAGGCGUCGGCUUCCUCCUUGCUGCAAGAGGACCUGCUGCAGGAUGCGUAUGAUGUGGUGAAGAAAGACAUGGACUCCAGCUCCCAGCCCAGCCCAGCGUUGCUGCCGUCAUCAGGUGGGGAGUUUGAGAGGCUCAGGGAGAUCUACAGGGACAUCAUGGGGUUCGUCAACGACCACGUGGCUGAAGACCUGCACAACACUGAGGGGCUAAACAUGUCUGCAGACUACCAAGAGCUUUUCCUCAAGAGCUCUGACAGCUUUGAGGAGCCUCUGGCAUCCCCGUUGAUGUGAGCCUACACGGACACCCAAACCACCUCCAGCACCGCAUGGACCAAAUUCACUGCAGCGGCCAUCUUGACUUGAUGACCCACUCUCGCUCCAUCAGCUGCAGUGCACGUUUGGUUUUUGGGUAACACUUUUCUUGGUAACACUUAACAGUAACGUCCUAUUCACAGCUUCAUAACACUUUAUAAAUAAUGAACCAAUUAUCAACAAAAUGUUUACAAAUGUUAAUAAAUGGGCAAGAAAUACUAUGUUAACACAGCAUACACAGCGCAGUCGCAGUGGUCCUAGAAGGUUGUCCUCCAAAGACCAGAUGGCAUGAAACCACAUAAAACUGACACAGUACAAGUUGAUUCCCACUCCACUGUGCAGUCAUAGUUUGGUUAUUACUCAUUUACAAACAUGUGUAAAUGCUUUGUUAAAUGUUAAUUGUUAUUAAAUGUUAAUAAAGUGUUUAUAAAGCUGUGAAUAGGACGUUAUUGUAAAGUGUUACCCUUUUCUUGAUGCUGGCGUCAUACGCUUGACAUGACACAGUGUCAUAACUUUGUCAAAACAGUGUCACGUCACAGUCAUGGAUGAGUCAUACACAUUAAGUUAUGUCAAUGUCAUAAAUGUUUUAUGGUCAUGAAAAGUUGACAUUGUUUGGGCUGUCUUUACCAUAACCGAAUGUCACUCAAGGACAACAGUCAUAAUGUUUAUGACGUUGACAUAAUGUUUUGAUACGUCCAUGACUGCAUCACAGCACUGUUAUGACAGUGUUAUGUCAUACGAAUGACGCCAGCGUCAAGUUAAGUUUCACCUGUUUUUGUUUUGUUUGUUUUUUUUAAGGCCCUUCUUAAUCAAUGUUGUUUUGUAAUCCGACUAGAUGAUGUAGCAGUCCUGAUUGUUUUAAGAGUUCAUGUUUUUAUACACAGUAUCAUAGCAAUUUUUAUAUUCAGUAUAAUAAAUAUUUGUCAAUGUUUUUUGACUCAACCUCCUAUAAUGACGUUCCCAUAGGUCGAUGUUCCAUUUUUACGAAUGCCAUGUCCAUGGUGUUGUCUUUGGUAAUAAAUGCAUUCAUGUUUAACAA
Molecule: messenger RNA, 2353 nt
Organism: Engraulis encrasicolus (European anchovy)
Lineage: Eukaryota; Metazoa; Chordata; Actinopteri; Clupeiformes; Engraulidae
Product: stimulated by retinoic acid gene 8 protein homolog
Exons: 9
Coding region: 133-1293 (386 amino acids)
Biological process (GO): spermatogenesis; meiotic cell cycle; oogenesis
Cellular component (GO): nucleus
Molecular function (GO): protein dimerization activity
Source: RefSeq, a predicted model, not a curated record